GUCUUCAACAACAAAAUCCACAAAAAGUUCGGACCAAUUUAUCAGCUGUGUAGCCGUGGAAUCAAUGGCAAUGGGAAUUUGGUCGGCUUCCUCACUUGUCUCCGCCUUGAUUUUAAGGUCCAUCUCAAGAAACCCCAGAUCACUCUGUUCCCAAGCUGAACCCCCCACCAAGCCCGUCUUAGACUCCGAUUCUCCUCCACAGAAUCUCUACUCAAGCUCAGAUGUGCCCAAUGAAACUUCCCCAGAACCCCAUUUGCCCGAAAUCGCAAUUCCAGGAUGUAAAGAUAGUGUCUCGACGCAAGCUGACGUGAUAAGCAGCCUUCUCAGUCGUAGAAACGACCCCGAUUCAGCUCUGCAAUACUUCAAGUGGGCGGAGAGGAGACGCGGGCUUGUAAGAAGCAUCGAUUCGAUGUGCAUUCUGCUUCACAUUCUGACAAAAGAGCCCCGGACUCGUCGUCAGGCACAGUAUCUGCUCAAUCAGUUCGCUUCUGGUGAUUCAGGUCCGACUCCCUGUACUGUAGUUGAUCAUUUGGUGCAGUGUCCGGAAAGUUUCAGUCUUGAACGAGAUUCCCUGGUUUUCGAUUACUUGUUGAAUAGUUAUGUUAGAGCUGGAAGGCUGGAUGGAGCCGUUGAUUGUCUUAAUUCAAUGGUCGGUCAUGGUGUUUUCCCCUCAGUGCCGUUUGUGAACAUAGUCUUGAGUGAAUUGGUUAAAAGUGGCAUGAUUCGUGAGGCACACAAUGCCUACUAUAAAAUGGUUGCUAAUGGCAUGGAAGGGGACGGUGUGACGGUUAAAGUUAUGAUGCGUGGCUGCUUGAAGGAAGGUAGAGAUGUGGAAGCUAUGGAGUUUUUUGUGAAGGCGAAAGAGAAGGGGAUUGGGCUUGAUGCUGUGGCAUACAGCAUUUGCAUUCAGGCUGUUUGCAGGAAGCCUGAUGUGAAGUUGGCGUGCGAGUUGUUGAGUGAGAUGAAAACAAGGAUGGGUUCCAUCUGA
Molecule: messenger RNA, 988 nt
Organism: Linum tenue
Lineage: Eukaryota; Viridiplantae; Streptophyta; Magnoliopsida; Malpighiales; Linaceae
Source: the annotation of a GenBank genome assembly